AUGAGGAGCUUACUAGUGUGUUGCAUAGCGUUAGCGGCACUAACCUAUGUUAGCUGCCGAAUCACACGUGAAAAACGCGAUGCUGAUCUUGAGGUAGCGGCCAGCGGCGGUGGCGGCAAGUGGGAUAAAGGUGGCGGUCACGAACACCAUGCUCAUCAUCACCAUGACCACGGUGAAAAAGGUCAUAAAGGCUACAAAGGACAUCAUCACCAUGAGCACGGCAAAAAGGGCCACCACCAUCAUGAGGGUCAUAAGGGACAUCACGACGAACACGGUGGUCAUAAGAAGCACCAUCAUCAUGACGAUGGACAUCAUCAUGAACAUCAUCAUGGCGAAAAGGGUCACAAAGGCCAUGGACACCAUGAGGAAGGUCACUACCACAAAGGGCACUCUACUAAGGGGCAUCACGGUGUUCAUAAACACGACGAGUUCAAAAAGGAAAAGCAUUUCCACGACCACCAUCAUGACGGCGGUCAUCACGAACACCACGGAGGACAUCACGAAGAACAUGGACACAAGAAAGGAGGCGGCUUCCACAAGGGUCACAAGCACGGUGGCCAUCACCACCAUGAGCACGGCAAAAAGGGCCAUCACGAGAAGGGAGGACAUCAUCAUGACCAUAAGGGACAUCAUGAUGAAGGUGGUCAUCAUGAGCAUCACCAUCACCAUCACGAUCAUGGAAAGAAGGGAGGUCACGAAGAUCACAAGCACUGGGGCCACAAGAAGGGACAUUAA
Molecule: messenger RNA, 735 nt
Organism: Arctia plantaginis
Lineage: Eukaryota; Metazoa; Arthropoda; Insecta; Lepidoptera; Erebidae
Source: the annotation of a GenBank genome assembly